GAUUGCUUUUGAAAGAUGCAACCCGUGGUACUGUUUGAAAGAGAGAGAGAGAGAGAGAUCUCCCAGCAGCUUCGUUUGAGAACCUGGCUGUGCAUCUUUUUCUCUUUCUAUUUUUGUUUUGGUGGCAAAAUAACCCACACUUUGGUAUCUCUGCCCUCUUUGCUUUCUCGUUUGGCAUCGCUUCACAAUGCCGUACCUCACCCGCAAGGAUAACGAUCUGCUCCGGAAACAAGAAUGGCAACUUCUCUCUGGUCCAGGCAACAAGGCAUCAGGAAUUACCUCUACGACGACAGCUCAUGUGCUGAGCUCAUUCCCAAACGACGACCAGGAAGACGACGACAGAGAUGACAAUAGCCUCUUUCUCAAAGAGUACGGCCAGGAUACGUUUUUGGUCAAAUCCUAUUUUUCAGAGACCGAGAAGUCUUAUGUCAUCCUGGUGACGAACUUCAAGCAGUGCUGGUGUGAGAAGUUGCAGAUCGAGGGUAUUCGCGAACGGUGCAAGGAAAUCAGGAGCUUCGCAUAUGAGGAAGAUUCGCAGUUGGAGGCAUUACUUUUAUCACUCUCGGCCAUUUUUGCGACAGAGAAUCUUGAUGCGGCCAAAACACCUGGAUCGUCUGCGGCAUCUUCACAGCCACAACUUGCAAUGCGUAACAGAACGUUGGUUUUGAUGGUGGGAUUCAAGUUCGGUUUGGCGAGUGUGCAAUGGAACUUCAAGCUGAGGCCCAUGAUCCAGGCAACGGGACUUCACCACCCAAUAUUCACGUCGUCCUUGGAGCCAGACUUGUCCGACGAAGAGCUCUCUUUGGAAACCAUGUCGAAAUCCAAACGGAAAACGAGACAGAAGCGAAGCAGGAAUUUCCUUGAGGAUAGCGACAAUGAAGACAACAAUUCCAGGAGCGAGAGUGAUAACGAGGAUAAGAGUGAUGACGGGAACGAGAGUAGCAGCAGCAGACAAAAGGCGAGGAUCCCUGUCGAUGGCAUGUCUGUCCUAUUCGAUCACCUGGUACUCCCUCUGAUCUCGCUGACCAACGCUUAUCGCAAGCAGGCGAAGGAUCUCGAGGGAAUCAUUAAAUCCAAAGAACAUGAGGUGGUCGAGGCGCUUGAGAUGUUAGAGCAGAGCGGGGUUGCUUAUCACCACCGACGCAAGGCCACGGAGAGGUAUGAUAGAGCGCGCACAGAGAUGCGGUUAAAUAAGGAUGUCGAACAAUUGGUCAAACCGCAGAUGUUUGGCCCAAGGGAACUGUUUUCAGAGGAUAGGAUUCCGGCGCUGUGUUCGAUUGUUUCCAAGAACGCAGGAGACCAAGAUAUACCGAUAUCAUCGUUUGAGCAAAAAGGUGAAUUACCCUCAGCAUCACUAACUCAACAGGUCCAAGCAUCCUCCAGUCAGGGUGCACGUGGGUCCGCAACAGCAUCAAUACUAAAGGAUUCUGCCUCAGUUCCAACCGCUGGCGAUGAAUCUCGCAAUGCAGAGGGAACUAAUGUCAAGUCAUCCAAAGAAGCAGAGGAAAUGGAACGAAGGCGGGCGCUACAGGAGCAGCUUGACAAAGAAAAGGCUGAAAAGGAAAAAGCGCGGAAGAAAAAAAAGCUGUUCUAAAUGUUCUCUGUCUUGUCAAACCAUGAGCUGCCUGCAAAUCAUUUGUUGCUCGGCCGGACCCCUCGGUGUCAUAUCCAGUGUUAUACCCAGAUACUCGGAAUAAAUGAAUCCAUCUUCAUGUCCUGCCUGAAUCACACCGUCAAAGCCACAAUGAUCCACUCGACUCCUUCGGCUUCAGCAGCAACUCGAUUCCUCCCUGUCUACC
Molecule: messenger RNA, 1799 nt
Organism: Gamsiella multidivaricata
Lineage: Eukaryota; Fungi; Mortierellomycota; Mortierellomycetes; Mortierellales; Mortierellaceae
Exons: 5
Coding region: 188-1594 (468 amino acids)
Biological process (GO): double-strand break repair via nonhomologous end joining
Cellular component (GO): DNA ligase IV complex; nucleus
Molecular function (GO): DNA end binding
Source: RefSeq, a predicted model, not a curated record